Molecule: messenger RNA, 1403 nt
Organism: Phaeodactylum tricornutum CCAP 1055/1
Lineage: Eukaryota; Bacillariophyta; Bacillariophyceae; Surirellales; Neidiaceae
Exons: 2
Coding region: 132-1403 (423 amino acids)
Source: RefSeq, a predicted model, not a curated record
AAUUAUCAUCUCAUAGCGCACAGAAAAGAACGGAACGGAACGGCCCAGCACGACCCUUGCUCUACCUGUCCAUAUUUCUCUUUCGCAAGGACCAGCAUACACAUAGUCCACUUUUUUGUUCUUACAUUAGUAUGCGACGCCUGUUUACACUUUUGCCACCAUUGCUACUCGCCAUGGCGGUGGGGACCGCUGGACGCGAUCUCGCAUCCGAAAGUGAUUCUUUGAUCGGAGAUUUACAGCCGGAACAGAAAAGCAUUUCGGAGACCGUAGGAACCGUGGACGAUUUUGCCAGGUUUACCAAACAAGGCUGCGACUGUUCCUGCGAUUGUCAGGAAGGAGAAGAUAACUGUGAUUGCGAAUGCGCUUGUCCGGACGAUUCGCUGGUAGCCGCUGUUGGGAAAGCGGUUGUGGGAGCACCGCCCGGAAUGUUCCCUUCCGGCCUGCAACAGUUUCAAAAAGACGGGAGCGGCCCCGACAAGCUGCGGGUUAUCUGGCUCAUGUCCUUUCCUAACAGCGGAACGUCCUUCACACUGCACCUGAUUCGCGAAUCAACCAACCAUACAACGGGAACAAAUUACGCCUUGGAAGGCGACAUUAAAGACAAACCGAGUGAGCAAAUCUUGCCCUCUCCCGAAGGAGACGAAGGUCCUUUCUUGGAGCUCGUCCCUAACCGCGUGACGACCGUCCCUCAAAAAUACAUUUUGACCAAAACACACUGCCACGGCUUUUGCGGAAGUCGUCAGUGCCCCAACUAUAUUCACACCGCCCGCAGUUUUCAGAUGGGAUGCCGUUCUGGCUUUCGUGCCAUUAAGAAUGAAGAAACUGGACGUAUGGAGCAAGUUCGGACAACAUACGACGCCGAUCUUGUCAAGGGCGCGAUUCAUUUGUUCCGACAUCCGCUUGACAACGCAGUGGCUCGUCAUCAUUUGGAACUGAACGACGCAAGAGCCGUCGGGGACAACGAAUUCAUUGCAACCUUCCCUAAGGGAAAGCAAGGUUUCGCAAAAUGGUGUAGGCAUCAGGAUCAGGAUCGCACCUUGUUCCAAAAGUGGGUUAUAUCCAACGAUCCGCGCUUGCGGUUCAAGAUGCGGGAAAUACCGUGCUUUAACGAAUUUUUCAAGUAUGUACAGUGGCACAACUAUGCAUUUACCACUACGCAGGAUAUGGGCAUUCCAGCCAUGAUUUUGCAUUACGACGAAUACGACAACGAUCUGGAGUCAACAUUGGACCGGAUUUUGGACUUUGUGGAGCUUCCGAAAGACGGGCAGCGUGUAGACUUUAUCAAAGGAAAGCUUUAUCGAGAUUACUGGAGCGAUGAGCAAAAGAAAAAUAUUGUCGAGUUUCUACAAGAGUUUGCUUCCGCUGCAACAUGGAAAGAGCUCUCACGGUACGACUAUUCGUAA